AAUAAUACUAAUAAUUUCAUCACAUUUCUUAAUAACACAAAACAAUUUAAAAUUAUUUCAUAUUUCAUAUUUCAUUAUAUUAAUUAAAUCUCUAUAUUAUUUAUUAAAUUUUAAAAAUGACUACUCCAUCUAGACCAAUGCAAAAAUUUGGAUUACAAACCUCACUUAGUCUUCAUUUAACUUUAUGGAGAAAUGGAGACAGAUACCAAUCGGAGGGUGUCAAAAUUGUAGUGCACCCAAAAAAUUUUAAAACCUAUGACCAGUUAAAAUUGGAAUUUAGUAAAAAAAUUCAAUUAUUUGUUGGUAAUGUUGUUAAAGUCUAUAGCAUGGAUAAAAAACUAGUUAAAGAUAUAGAUGGUUUUGUUGAUCACCAUAAUUAUAUUUGCUGUGGAGGCGAGAAAUUAAAUGAUGAAGUUAUUCCAAAAGGUAUACAGGAUAUUUUUGGUAAGGCAGAACCAAUGCCAGAAGAGUCAGCUCAUACACCACCAACAUCAACAACAUUUGUACCAUCAGUACCACCACCACCAAAAUCACCAUCCAAACCAUCACAACCAUCACCAUCAUCCACCACACCAGUAACUGCAUCACCAGUAAGAAAACCAGUGGUUGCAGCAUAUAAGGAUGGUCUUACCCAAGAUAAAUUCUCUGUACAAACUGAAAAAGCAAAAGUUGUUUAUGCAUAUAGAAAUGGUGAUAAGUAUCACAAGGGUGAAAGAGUUACAAUUCACUCUACCAAAUUUAAAACCUAUGAUCAAUUAAAAGAGCAAUUAUCAAAGCAAGUUCAAUUACCAACUGGCUCUGUUAGAAAGGCCUUCUCUGCUGAUGGAAAACUCGUUAAAACAAUGGAUGAUUUUGUCGAUGGUGACUGCUAUAUUUGUUGUGGCGGUGAACCAUUAAAUGCUACAGUAUCAAACUUUUUAUUAGAACAAGUAAAACAAAAACAACAGCAUCAACAACAACAAUAACAACAACAACAACAAGAACAAUCAUCUGAACAUCAUCACCCACAACAACCACAACAAGAAGAAAUGUUUUAAACAUUUGUUAACCAAGUAAUAAUAAAAAGAUUGUAAUAUUUAUUAAAAAAAUAACCC
Molecule: messenger RNA, 1094 nt
Organism: Dictyostelium purpureum
Lineage: Eukaryota; Evosea; Eumycetozoa; Dictyosteliales; Dictyosteliaceae
Exons: 3
Coding region: 117-965 (282 amino acids)
Biological process (GO): intracellular signal transduction
Cellular component (GO): microtubule; microtubule organizing center
Source: RefSeq, a predicted model, not a curated record